GUUAGGGCAUAACUGAAACGCAAAGUAUUUUGGAAAUCCGGCGGAGUGAGCGACAGACGGAACACUGAAGAGAAUAUGGCGGAGGAGGCGAUUCUAGGGUUUCUGCAGAACCAUGAGCAGAUCCCAGAUUCCGGCCAGUUCGCUGCCGAACACAACCUCGACCACAACGAUGUCGUCAAUGUCAUCAAGAGCCUCCACGGUUUUGGCUACAUUGACGCUCAGGACAUUAAAAGGGAAACAUGGGUGCUGACUGAUGAAGGGAAAAAAUAUGCUGCUGAAGGAUCACCUGAGGUGCAACUUUUCUUGGCCGUGCCUGCGGAAGGCAGCGUACCAAAAGAUGAACUCCAGAAAAAGCUAGAUCCUUCAGUCUUCAAGAUCGGCUGCUCUCAAGCUGGGAGGAACAAGUGGGUGGAAAUGGGAAAACAAGUCUCAAGGAAGGUUCAACAUGUAGAAGACAAAGUGAAAGGCUUGCUUUUACAAAUACAGGAAGGGAAGGAAAUUGGUAAAGACAGUAUCAGUGCUCUCAAAGCCAGAAAACUUAUAGUACCACAAACAUGGAAGGGAUAUUCUGUAAAGAAAGGUCCUAAUUAUGCUCCCAAAAGAAAGAAAGUGGCCACAGAUUUGACUCGGGAAAAUCUACAGAGGGGUGACUGGAAAGAUUUAGAGUUCAAAGAGUAUAACUUCAAUGCUAAAGGACAGCCUGUUGAGGCUGGGCAUCUCCACCCCCUUCUUAAGGUGCGGAAGCAGUUCAAGGACAUUUUUCUUCAGAUGGGAUUUGAGGAGAUGCCUACAAACAACUUUGUGGAAAGCAGCUUCUGGAAUUUUGAUGCAUUAUUCCAGCCUCAGCAGCAUCCUGCUCGUGACUCUCAUGACACCUUCUUCCUAAAAGCUCCGUCAACUACAAGGACAUUGCCAGAAGAUUAUGUUGAAAGGGUGAAACGUGUUCAUGAGUUUGGUGGCUAUGGAUCGAGAGGGUAUGCUUAUGAUUGGAAAAGAGAGGAAGCAAACAAGAACCUUCUUCGUACUCACACAACUGCUGUCUCCUCUAGGAUGCUUUAUGCACUAGCACAGAAACCUUUUGCUCCCAAGAAGUACUUUUCCAUAGACCGUGUUUUCAGAAAUGAGGCUGUCGACCGGACCCAUCUGGCCGAGUUCCAUCAGAUAGAAGGUUUGGUAUGUGACCGGGGCCUUACACUGGGCGACCUAAUUGGUGUUUUGCAAGACUUCUUCUCACGCCUAGGAAUGUCCAAGCUGCGUUUCAAGCCUGCCUAUAAUCCGUAUACGGAGCCAAGCAUGGAGAUUUUCAGUUACCAUGAAGGGCUGCAGAAAUGGGUGGAGAUCGGAAACUCUGGCAUGUUCAGACCUGAAAUGUUGCUUCCGAUGGGCCUCCCUGAGGAUGUCCGUGUCAUUGCAUGGGGUCUUUCUCUUGAAAGACCGACCAUGAUAUUGUACCAUAUCGACAACAUAAGAGAUCUCUUUGGUCACAAGGUGGAUCUGAAUCUCAUCAAGCAGAAUCCUAUCUGCCGUAUCGGAAUCUGAGUGAGUUUUGGAAUUGAAUUUUCAUGAAAAAGACAUUUUUGAUGAUUCUUAGUGCUCCUUAAUUAUGCUGCUGAGGAAAGACUAAUAUGCAAAACAGCAGCAAUACAACAUUCACUCGCAGAGUUGAACCUGCGUUUUAAAGACGCUUUUACACCCGCUGGCUGUUUUGUUCAAUUUAGGGAAUAUUAUAUUAUUGGAUCAGCAAAAAAAAUACUGAAUUUCGUGUAA
Tarenaya hassleriana is the source of this 1767-nucleotide messenger RNA. RefSeq names its product phenylalanine--tRNA ligase alpha subunit, cytoplasmic. The transcript has 18 exons. NCBI's taxonomy places the organism in Eukaryota, Viridiplantae, Streptophyta, Magnoliopsida, Brassicales, Cleomaceae. Gene Ontology annotation, biological process: phenylalanyl-tRNA aminoacylation. Gene Ontology annotation, cellular component: cytoplasm; phenylalanine-tRNA ligase complex; cytosol. The record is from RefSeq and is a predicted model, not a curated record. The coding region runs from base 76 to 1539 and encodes 487 amino acids. Gene Ontology annotation, molecular function: tRNA binding; ATP binding; phenylalanine-tRNA ligase activity.